UUCUCAAGCAUUAAGGGUAAGUAGAUAGGGAUGUCAGCUUGUGGAUUUCUCAAGGUCACCUCAAGUGUUAAAAGGGUAAGUAGUUUGGGAUGUCAACUUGUGGAUUUCUCAAGGUCAUCUCAAGCAUUAAGGGUAAAGAAAUUGGGAUGUUAGCUUAUGGAUUUCUCAAGGUCACCUCAAGCAUUAAGGGUAAAGGGAUUGGGAUGUCAGCUUGUGGAUUUCUCAAGGUCACCUCAAGCAUUAAGGGUAAGUAGAUUGGGAUGGCAGCUUGUGGAUUUCUCAAGGUCACCUCAAGUGUUAAGGAUAAAUAGUUUGGGAUGUCAACUUGUGGAUUUCUCAAGGCUUUCUCAAGCAUUAAGAGUAAGUAGAUUGGGAUGUCAGCUUGUAGAUUUCUCAAGGUUACCUCAAGUGUUAAGGGUAAGUAGUUUGGGAUGUCAUGAUCAACUUGUGGAUUUCUUAAAGUCAUCUCAAGCAUUAAGGGUUAAAAGAUUGGGAUGUAAGCUUGUGGAUUUCUCAAGGUCACCUCAAGCAUUAAGGGUAAAGAGAUUGGGAUGUCAGCUGGUGGAUUUCUCAAGGUCACCUCAAGCAUUAAGGGUUAAGAGAUUGGGAUGUCAGCUGGUGGAUUUCUCAAGGUCACCUCAAGCAUUAAGGAUGCUUAAUGUUUGCUGGUGGUUUUAUUUUUCAAAGUUCAUUGAACUCCUUGAUACAAUAUUUUUUAUAAUGAGGAAGAAAUUCAACCAAGUAUCGUUCCUCCAUGUCUUUCAUCAUGCUAUAAUGCCUUUUUCAUGGUGGUUUGGAGUCAAAUUUGUGGCAGGUGGAUUUGGUACAUUUCAUAGUAUGUUGAAUUCCUUUAUACAUCUAGUUAUGUAUACAUACUAUGGUUUAGCAGCACUUGGUCCACAGUAUCAAAAAUAUCUAUGGUGGAAAAAAUAUAUGACAAGUAUGCAAAUUAUACAGUUUAUAUUGGUGACUAUACAUUCAGUACAACUACUAUUCAUUGACUGUAAUUAUCCUAAGUUUUUUGUUUACUUGAUUGGACUGUAUGCUGUUAUGUUUAUGAUCAUGUUUGCCAACUUCUAUGUAAACACUUACAAGAAAUCCAAACCAAAGUCAAAUGGAACAGUCACUAACGGAAUAGUCACUAAUGGAAAUGUUGCCAAUGGAAUUAAACAUAAACAGUCUUAACUAAAGAACAUCACCAUAAUUUAUGUACCUUUUUUAUGUUGUUUAUACUUUUUUAUUUAUCAGUAUGCAAGUGUAUGUUUUGUUGCCAGUAAUACUUUUUUGUUUAGCCAGCAUUAUUUUGUCAUGAAGAUGAUGCUUUUUGAUGGAGUUAACAUUGAGGUAGUCUGAUUUAAGUUUUUUUUUUUUUAUCAUAAAUUACUUUUUCAAACAGCCUUGGUAUUAAAUGAAACUUUGACAAGCUUUUUAUUAUCAAAAGACAGCUCAAUUUUUUCUUCAUUUUUCUGUGUUUAACUGUUUUCACAGUUAAUAUAGAUAAAGUCUAUAAAGUUUUUCUAACAUCAAUAACUUUGUCAAACAUUCUUAGAAUAUAAACAAAAGAUAGUAUAUAGAAUAAAAUUUUGAAAAAAAUAUGUCUUUCAUUUUCUAUGUUUUUCUGAUAAAUGAGUUUUCACAUAUCUUUUUUUAAACAUGCGAUAACUUUUUCAAAUCUUAUAUAUUUUUUUGAAACUGUGGCAAAAGCUUUUUAAUCAUAUAAAGCUAAUGUCUGAAAUUCUGAAUCCAAAUGUUUUAAUUUUUAAUUAUUAUUUUUACAUGUAUUGUGAUGGUAAGACGGCAAUUUUUUUAUUUGUUUUGCAGUUAAGUUAUCUAUUGAAGACAGCAUUCAUGAUUAUAUUUUAUAGACAAAGCUAACUUUUCAGAACCUUCAUGAAAUGUUUUAAAACGUAGAAAGUUUCUCUUUAAGAAAAAGAAAUAAAAAAAUUUCUGUUUUUUUACUGAAAAAUGGAUUUUGUUUUUGUAAAUCAAUGUAUCACACAUUAGAAGGUGACAGUGUUUAGCAGACUCCUCACUAGUUUUUUUUAUACCAUUUAUCACAUCUUUCUUAAUAUAUAAUAUAACACAAUUGAUUUGCUAUAACAUAUAUUUUAAGCUUAAGUGAUAUUGUUUAAGUUCUGCAUAAUUAUGUGUCAAUUUCUCAGAAACUCGAUUUGUUAUAUUGAUGACAUUAUACUACUAUAUCUCUAAUAUAGAUUAAUAGUAUUUGUAUUUAUGUUGUCACUGUGUAAUAACUUGAGAACCUUUGGUUAAACUGAAGUAUAAGGUUACUUAGUUCCGUCAUUGCAGAGAGACAUUUUCAUUUUAGUAAAUCAUUUUUUAUACUCAUUGUUGAGAUAAGCUAUCAAAUUUAAUUAAAAUUCUGACCAAGUUGGCUAGUUAGAAUUUAAAGUAGUCAGCAAGUUGUUAUGGUGUCAAUUGAAAUACUAAUAAAAUAUGUGAAAAGCUCUUUUCAAUCUAUUAUUACCUUCAUGUUCAACUACCUACCAAGUGAUUAAAAACA
This is a messenger RNA of Mytilus trossulus (common blue mussel), 2521 nucleotides long. RefSeq names its product very long chain fatty acid elongase 7-like. Gene Ontology annotation, biological process: very long-chain fatty acid biosynthetic process; sphingolipid biosynthetic process; fatty acid elongation, saturated fatty acid. Gene Ontology annotation, molecular function: fatty acid elongase activity. The coding region runs from base 157 to 1185 and encodes 342 amino acids. Gene Ontology annotation, cellular component: endoplasmic reticulum membrane. The transcript has 5 exons. The record is from RefSeq and is a predicted model, not a curated record. Lineage: Eukaryota; Metazoa; Mollusca; Bivalvia; Mytilida; Mytilidae.